CUAAGGCUCAGAGAGAUUUUAAAACUUGCUUAACAGAUAAUAAAUGUCUAAGGUGAGAUUGGAAUCCUCUCUGUCUGACUCAAAACCUGGCUUUUAACCAUUCUGUUGGAUUUCUGAACUAUGGUAAAUCACUUCACUGUAAGUAGGUUGUAUUAUAGGUUUUAUAUCUAUCUACCCAUCUGUCUUUCCUCUUUUUUUUUUGGACUGGGGAUUGAACCCAGGGCCUCAUGCUUUCCAGGUAAGCAGUCUACCACUGAGCCACAUCCCCAGCCCCCAUCUGUCUUUCCAACUCAGAUUUUUUUCAUUAUUUUCUUGCUGUUAAUAAUAUGAAUUUCCUUAAACUAUCUGUGAUUUAAACAAGAAUGAUCGAAUAUAAAAGAAUAAAAUCACUAAAAAUAAUACUACUUGAAUAAUUAGAUAAGGACUUUAAAAAUCCAUGCCAAUAGUACUAAAUUGUAAAAGCCACAAAAUGUCAUUUCAUGUGACAUCUGAUAAUGGCAAUCAAUGCUUCCACAUACUUGUAAGCUUUGUGGAAAUUCAAAUAGUUAUUUGUAGGUAUUUUAAGCUUACUGUUUUAGAACAAUCAUGAUGUUAAUUUUUUAACAAUUUGCACACCUUAAUUACUAGGAAUAAACUUUAUCAGCUCAUAAAAAGCUUCCCGAUUUAUACACAAGGCAAGGUAAAGAGAAAAAAUGAGAUGGGCCUUUUUAGCAGCAGUGACAGGAGACAUUGAGGAGAAUUAACAGCUUUUGACUUCACAGAGUGGGUGUGUGAUGGGCUCUGCUGUUGCAGUGAAGCAAUGACUAGAUGACUGACAAAAUUAUUGGAGGGAAUCUGUUAAUAAUAUUUAGCUCAGUAUUUAUAGAUUUCUGUACAACAUGCUUUUGAUAUCAUAUUGGAUUUGAAGUCAUAUUUUUAAAGUACUGUCAACUUUAUAAUUACCCUUUGGAGAAACAUAUUUGGUGGGAGGGAAAGCAAAAAUAAAAGCAAAACAGAACAAAACACCCCACUACUCCAACAGAACCAUUCCAAACAGCCAGUUCCAUAUCUUCUACAAUGUAGUUGCCAUUUGGUAGCUUAAUAGUUCUAACUUGGAAAUUGUCCAAACAUUCAGGUUGCUUGAAAAAAAAAGGAAUAUUGAGAAACAUUUUAUUUAUUUAUAUCUUAUUCUUUGUUGAGGUGCAGUGUUGUAUCAAGAUGAAGUAGCCAUUGUUAAUUUAAAGUUUUAGCUGGGACAUACUCAAGAUCAGAACAGUUGGCAGUGAAGCAAAAGAUGGCUUUGGGUAUUUGGCAAUGUGACAUUGAAGAUUACAACACAUAGAGUCUGUUCAAUAAUGACCACAUGUCCUUUCCAGCUGAUAUCUGUUUCAUGACUUUGAUAUAUGGCUUGGAGGUUAAGGUUUUAGGUAGACUUCAAGGAAUUGUUUUUUCAUUACCUUUAUUAGAUUUGUUUUCAAUUUAAUCAAGUGCAUUUCAAAUAAAUCAAGUAUGCCUCUGUACUCAUGAAUGAACAGAACAACAAAAUUCUGACUAAGAAUUUGGACACUGACUCCUUCAGGCUGUGUAGCUUCAUAACCCUGAAAAGUGGGAUGACACAUGAAUACCUUCUUUUUAAUUUAGAUAACUACAAGAAUUUUUUUCCCCUAGUGUUUUAACCUUAUAAUACAGGGAUGAAAUGGGAACAAAUGAAACAGACUUUUUUCUAAGGAUGACUUUGAAAGAACAGUCAAAAGGAGGAAAGCCACAGUGGUUGCUGGAGAUAAGAAAUGUGGUAAGCUUGGUGUCACAUGGUGGGAGGCGUUCCCAGAGUAGUUUGCCUGUCCAGGGAGCCAGUUCAUUUUGUGGCUGAUAGAGUUGCACUUUGGAAAAUACAUGGGUUCCUGUUUACUGAUUCAUUAUGGAUUAUACAGUGAGCAUGUUUUUGAACACAUUAACACCGAAGUUCUACGUGGCCCUGACUGGUACUUCUUCACUAAUAUCAGGGCUUAUUUUGAUAUUUGAAUGGUGGUAUUUUCGCAAAUACGGAACAUCGUUCAUUGAACAAGUCUCAGUAAGCCACUUGCGCCCCCUUCUGGGAGGGGUUGACAACAACUCCUCCAACAAUUCUAACUCCAGCAAUGGGGACUCAGAUUCCAACAGGCAGAGUGUCUCAGAAUGCAAAGUAUGGAGAAAUCCACUAAAUUUAUUUAGGGGUGCUGAAUAUAAUCGGUACACCUGGGUAACAGGACGAGAGCCUCUGACUUACUAUGACAUGAAUCUUUCUGCGCAAGACCAUCAGACGUUCUUUACUUGUGACUCGGACCAUCUGCGUCCUGCAGAUGCAAUAAUGCAGAAAGCCUGGAGAGAGAGAAACCCCCAAGCUAGGAUUUCUGCAGCCCAUGAAGCCUUGGAGAUAAAUGAAAUUAGGUCCAGAGUUGAAGUUCCCCUAAUUGCUUCCUCUACCAUCUGGGAGAUAAAAUUGUUACCAAAGUGUGCAACUGCUUAUAUUCUCUUGGCUGAAGAGGAAGCAACAACCAUUGCUGAAGCAGAAAAACUGUUUAAGCAGGCCCUGAAGGCUGGAGAUGGCUGUUACCGGCGUUCUCAGCAGCUACAGCAUCAUGGAUCCCAGUAUGAAGCCCAACAUAGACGAGACACCAACGUUUUGGUCUACAUCAAAAGAAGGCUAGCGAUGUGUGCCAGAAGGCUCGGGAGGACCAGGGAAGCAGUGAAAAUGAUGCGAGAUUUAAUGAAGGAGUUCCCUCUUCUGAGCAUGUUCAACAUCCAUGAAAAUCUUUUAGAAGCCCUUCUGGAACUUCAAGCAUAUGCUGACGUUCAGGCAGUCUUAGCAAAAUAUGACGAUAUAAGCUUACCAAAGUCGGCAACAAUAUGCUACACAGCUGCCUUGCUCAAAGCAAGAGCUGUCUCUGACAAAUUCUCUCCCGAGGCUGCAUCUCGGCGGGGGCUGAGCACAGCAGAGAUGAAUGCAGUAGAGGCCAUUCACAGAGCUGUGGAAUUUAAUCCUCACGUGCCAAAAUACCUACUAGAAAUGAAAAGUUUAAUCCUGCCCCCAGAACAUAUCCUGAAGAGAGGAGACAGUGAAGCAAUAGCAUAUGCAUUCUUUCAUCUCGCCCACUGGAAGAGGGUGGAAGGGGCUUUGAAUCUUUUGCAUUGUACGUGGGAAGGCACUUUUCGGAUGAUCCCUUAUCCCUUGGAGAAGGGGCACCUAUUCUAUCCAUACCCAAUCUGCACAGAAACAGCAGACCGGGAGCUGCUACCCUCUUUCCAUGAAGUCUCAGUUUACCCGAAGAAGGAGCUUCCCUUCUUUAUUCUCUUCACUGCUGGAUUGUGCUCCUUUACAGCCAUGCUGGCCCUCCUGACACACCAGUUCCCAGAACUCAUGGGGGUCUUUGCAAAAGCUUUCCUCAGCACUUUGUUUGCCCCCCUAAACUUUGUCAUGGAGAAAGUGGAAAGCAUCCUCCCAUCCAGUCUGUGGCACCAGCUGACGCGGAUCUGAGGGGAACCACCAUCCUUCAGCCUCCUCGCCCAGCUAGCUGCCACUGGCUCUUCUGUGCCAACUCCUCGUGGACUGCAAGAAAGCAUGACUUUGAAAAGGGAAGCCAUUCCGAGAUUUUAAAAUGUUCAUGGACUGUCUGUUCCAUAUUAAAAGCUGUUUUUGUUGUACAAAAUCCAUUGAUGUUCAGUUCUAUUUUAUUUUGCCUCCAGAAAAGAAGAAAAAAGUAAAAAAUAAACUUUUGUGUAUUGCAGCAA
Molecule: messenger RNA, 3747 nt
Organism: Marmota monax (woodchuck)
Lineage: Eukaryota; Metazoa; Chordata; Mammalia; Rodentia; Sciuridae
Gene: St7
Product: suppression of tumorigenicity 7
Exons: 16
Coding region: 1898-3493 (531 amino acids)
Molecular function (GO): protein binding
Source: RefSeq, a predicted model, not a curated record